Amphimedon queenslandica is the source of this 2365-nucleotide messenger RNA. Its product is annotated as sodium-dependent neutral amino acid transporter B(0)AT2-like. Bases 66 to 2204 code for a protein of 712 amino acids. Gene Ontology annotation, biological process: nitrogen compound transport; amino acid transport; sodium ion transmembrane transport. Gene Ontology annotation, cellular component: plasma membrane. NCBI's taxonomy places the organism in Eukaryota, Metazoa, Porifera, Demospongiae, Haplosclerida, Niphatidae. The record is from RefSeq and is a predicted model, not a curated record. The transcript is spliced from 11 exons.
ACUUCAUUAGAGAUAUAGGAGGAGACAAACUUCAACUUCCCUGAAAUCUAUUUAGUGAGAGAGGAAUGAGUGAAAAGGAGGAUUUGGAGCUGCAGUCAGGCAGCCAUUAUGACACAGUGACUUCUGAGACUGAACCCACACCAGAGACUGAACCAAAUGACCUGGUCGAUGAAGACAGUGUGAAAGAGCUAUGGUGGGUCAAGAUCUUCCCCUUUCUAUUGAAAUGGAACUGGCUGAGAAGGAGACUAGCUAAGAAGAAGGAUGAUAAGAAAAAGCGUGGUCAAUGGGACAACAGAGCCCAGUACAUACUGACACUGUUAGGGUAUGCUGUUGGUUUAGGUAAUGUAUGGAGGUUCUCAUAUCUAGUGGCUAAAAAUGGAGGAGCUGCUUUUGUCAUUCCAUACAUCACUAUGCUCUUUGUUGUUGGUAUUCCUUUAUUUUAUCUCGAAACACUUAUCGGGCAGACUCUCCAGAAAGGACCCAUACUUGCCUGGUUUAAGAUAUGCCCUAAUCUUUGGGGUAUUGGUCUAGCCGCCUCCGUAGUCACUGUAUACAUAUCUCUAUAUUACAAUGUCAUCAUGAGCUGGGUCAUACUGUAUUUCUUCCACUCAUUUCAAGAUCCUUUGCCGUGGGCAAAGUGUUGCGGAUUCGUCUUGAAUCUUUUGAACGAUACGAUCAAUUCGAAUUAUCUUCAUGCACACGAGAAUGGGACAGUGUGUGGUGGGACCUUUACGCCAUAUUCUGAUCUGGCAGGUUGUGUGAAUGACUCUACUAGGUAUUAUUGGUAUGUCAAUACGCUAGAGGCUAAUGGUAGUAUCAAUGAUUUCAGUGGGUUCAAUUGGAGGAUUUAUCUGUGUUUAUUUGCUGGUUGGGUAAUCGUCUAUUUGUGUAUGUUUAAAGGAAUACAAUCAACUGGGAAGGUGGUAUAUUUCACUGCAAUUUUUCCAUACAUUGUACUCAUUAUAUUGUUCUUCAGAGCUGUCACUCUUGAUGGAGCCGGCGAUGGAAUAAAGUUCCUCUUUGUACCUGAUUCUGACACUGUUAGGACUAAGUUAUUCCAGCCUCAAGUAUGGCUUGAGGCUGCCACUCAGAUAUUUUUUUCACUUGGUCUCUCAAUGGGGGCACUGAUUGCUUUAUCAAGUUACAGCAAACAGAACAACAAUCCGCUGGUUGAUACUCUCAUUGUCUGUUUCUCUAACUCUUUCACGUCAAUAUUUUCCAGUAUCAUUGUUUUCUCUAUUGUUGGAUAUAAGGCUAAUCUUCUGAAUGUCCCGCCACAGCUGGUGUCUCAGGGUCCUGGUUUGGCAUUUGUUGUAUUCUCACAAGCCCUCACUCUCAUGCCAGUGUCUCCUUUGUGGGCUGUUCUCUUCUUCAUUAUGCUCUUCCUCCUUGGUAUUGACUCACAGUUUGCUGGAAUGGAGUGUCUUAUAACUGUGCUCCUUGAUAGCAAGAAGAUCAGGAAAAUAAGGAAAGAGAUAUUGAUAUUAAUUGUCUGUACCUUGUUCUUCCUUGUCAGUUUUAUCUUUGUCCUUGGUAAUGGUCUUUACUUGUUUCAAUUGUUUGAUCAGUAUGCUUCAACACUACCAUUACUCUUCAUUGGUCUUUGUGAGGUUGUCACCAUCUCUUGGAUAUUUGGAGCUAAUAGGUUUCUGGAUGGUAUUAGUUUCAACUUGCAUCUUUACAUGAGGCGCUUCUGGUUCUUUGUCUGGACUUUCAUGAGUCCUAUCGUAAUGAUAAUAAUAUUCUUUGGGAGCGUUAUUAAUGAAAUAGUACAACCACUUCAGUACACUGUAUUUGAUACUGUCAUAAAUCAUGAUGGUGAAGAAGUGAUGGAUGAGUUUAGGCUCAAGUAUCCAACCUGGGCCCAGUUCAUAGGAGCAAUGAUAACCCUCUCAUCAAUCCUCUGCAUACCAACUGUACUCAUAAUCAGACUCAUCAUAUACCACAGGGCACGCAAGCAGCUCAAGGAAACAUGGCUAUUAACAAAGACUAGGUAUCAUUAUGUUGUUGAGAAGGUAAAGGGAGUUGUGUUCCAGCAGUCUUACUCUCCUCAAGAGAAUGAACUAGUUGAAGAGCCUCAGACCUCGCCUUAUUUCCACGCUGAUGAGGAACAACCAACACCUAUUGAUGCCCUCUCGGAGACGAGUGCCGAGAGUGAGGAAGACAGCAGAUUUCCAUGUGGAAAUGCUAACGGAUUGUCUUAAUGUUUUAACAGUAUUAUUAUGUUUUAUUGUGUGGAUCACUAAGGUUCUGGUUAUUGUAUGCAACAUGUACAAUUUCAAUGCAUUGAGUUAAUUUUAAUGAUUAAUUUUACAUUAUUAUAGCAUUUUUCUUUUAAAAAAAAAUAAUUAUGAAUUAUAUUAAA